AUACACCUCGGCUAUACCUAAACACACAUUACAACGGCAUCUAGAUCCCCAAUAGAGUCCGUCACCACAAAGAAAAACAACCAUGAACGCGACGCCCGAGACCGAGGCGACCGACACCGGCAUCCGGGUCUCCGUCACGCCCUCGCAGUCGUCCUACUUCGCCGGCGAGCCCUUCGCGGUUACCAUCACCUUCACCAACACGCGCUCGCCCACCGCGCCCGCGCCCUCCGUCGCGCGCUCGGCCUCGCACGGGCACCACCGACGCGGCGCGCACUCCAUCAGCUCUGCGCCGCUCGCGCGCCCGCCAACCAGCCCGGGUACGCCCAGGGCGUCUGCGACACCGACGCAGACGAAGAUUGCAGGAGCAGGGAGGACGUACGCGCGGAAGGGGCUCGUUGGCCCCGAGAGGAAGAAGGAGGUCGGGGCGGAGCACGAUGGGGAGCAGAGGAGACAUAAGAUGGGCGGCAAGGCGCUCUCGGUGUCCGUCACCGCCCCGCAUGAAUUUGCGCGCCCCGCGUCGCCCGUAACGCCCAACACGCCCGAGGACGUCCGCAGCCCGCACUCGCCCAAGAUCUCCUCCCCGCUCGCGCGCACCGCCGCCUUCCCUGCGCGCCCGGGCCACCCGCACGCGCGCAAAGACUCGGUCAUCCUCACCGCGUCCUCUUCCAGCGCCUCGGACGCGGGCUCGGUCCCGCCCACGCCCAGCACCUCCUUCACGCUCUCGCUCGCGCCCAUCUCCGAAAGCACCAGCGCGCCGUCUCCGCCUCCGGUCCCCAUCCCGCCCACGCCCUCGAUCUCGACCUCUUCGCCAUCCCCGCCGCCCGCGCACCGCUACCCGCCCCGACGGCCCGCGCACCUCGGCCUCGGCCUUCCUUCCACGCCCUCCUCCUCCUCCUCCUCCUCCUCUUCCUCCUCAUUGAACAUACCCCCGGCCCCACGCACCGCCUUCUCCUCCUCCGCCUCGUUUUCCACCGCGCCCAACACCGAGCUCAUCCUGUACGCCUACGCCCAGCUCACCGGCACCCUCGUCCUCGCCAUGGACAUCGCCGUCACCACGCCGCGCCUGGGCGCGCCGCCUACGACGACGAAGAGGCACGCCAGAUCCGGGAGCCUGCUCGGUCUCCUGUCGCCCGCGGCGCUGCUUUCCCCCGGAUCGUCGUCGUCGUCGCCCGGCGGGCACCGCAGGGCGGCGUCGUCGGUGGCAGCUGCUAACGGACACGGGGGGCUGGGCCUCGGGAUCGCGGUGAACGGCGCGGCGGGGGAUAGAGAGGAAGAGGUCGAUCCGGACGAGCCGCUGCCGACGCUCGAGGUUCAGCCUGCCCCGCUCGCGGUCGAUCUGGCGCUCUCGCCGGGCGAGUCGAGGACCUAUACGUACUCGCUCGUGCUCCCGGAUAACCUGCCGCCGACGUUCCGCGGCCGCGCGCUCCAGUUCUCGUACCAGCUCGUCGUCGGGACGUGUCGCGCCGGCGCGGGAUCGGGAAGCAGCAGCGCGUCGAGCAGUCGGGUGAUGAAGGUCCCGAUCAGGGUGUACAACCAUAUCUCCGUGAAUCGCGCGCCGAGGCCGUACGACUUGCUGUGGCCCGUCGCGAAGCGGAAAGCGGGCCCGACAGCGCCGACGGUGACGGAGGGCGCCUUGGCCGCCUCGUCCUCCGGUUCUGCCACGACGUCCUUGCCCGGUAUGUUUCUUUCUCUUGAAUUCAUCAUUGUUGUUGUUGUUGAUCUCAUCGCCGGGGCGUAUCUUAAAGGUUUUGGAUACCCCCUUGACGACCGAGAACGGGAAUCGCUCGGCGCGGUGCGCGAGUACGCGCGCGGUCUCGGGGUCGGGGUCGGGGUCGGGGUCGGGGUCGGGUCCGCGGCGGGGUUGCUGGUCGAACGGGACCAUGAGGACGAGGGCGCGUUGACGGGUUGUCGGGAGGCGGUCGAGAUAUUGACGCGCAACCCGCGUAAGGUGUCGUACGACGUGAACAAGGACGGGGUGAAGGUCGCGGUGCUCACGUUUCCAAAGUCGGCGUAUCGGCUGGGCGAGACGGUGUUGGGCGUCGUGGAGCUGAAUCGACGUGGGGGGCGGGCGAGGGUGUUGAAGCUCUCGGCGACGUUGGAGGCGCACGAGUCGUUGCCGGGCGAGAUCGCGGGCCCGGUGGCGACGAGCGCGAAGCACGCGAGGCGGGUGCACGCGGAGCAUCACGCGUCGUUCGUGAAGGCGGCGCUGAGGACGACGUUCGCGUUGGAUAUCCCGUCCGAUGCGGCGCCGGCGUUUGGGGUCGAGGUGGGGGAGAUUGCGGGAGGAGGAGGAGAGGGAGGGGCAGGAGGGGGAGGGGCAGGAGAGGGGAAGGGCAAAGGGAAGGGAGGGUUGGAGUGGAGGGUGAGGUUGUAUUUGUUGGUGGCGGUGGCGGAGGAGGGGGCGAAGGUGAAGGGGUUGAGGGCGGAUGGGGAGGGAGGGGAGUGGGGUUCGUCGUGGAAGGCGACGGAGGGGAUGGCGCCGAUGCAGAAGAGGCCGCCGCCGCCGCCGCCGCCGCCGCCGCCGCCGAUGCCGUCGAGUAGUCCGGGGAAGACGCAGGAGGGGGCAGGGGCGGGGGCGGGAGCGGUGAGGUCGUGGGGCGCGUGGGCGGCGAGUUGGCUCGGGGUGUCGGACGAGGUGGGGUAUCAUGACGGGGACGAGGAGAUCGAGGACGCGUAUCCGGCGGAGGGGAGGGACGAGAAGGAGGCGGGGGUGGAUUUGGGGGAGGGGGAGGAGGGGUGGGAGGAGGUGAGGGUGGAGACGGUCGAGUGCGAGGUGCCGGUCGGGGUCUGGCCGGGGAAUACGGCGUAUAAGGCGGUGGACGUCGUGUUCGAUGUGUAGGGCGCGAUGAGAUCUAGUGUUGCGCGGAACUGGCGGUGAAGGAGUUCCCGAACAUCGGCGGGCGCGAUGAGGAUACAGGCGUCGUUGGACGCGACGCGGUGGGCGGCUGGGUUCCGCGGAUGGCGUCCUCCCCAGUAGUGCACCGGCCCGUGGGCUCUGUGCUGCAUUCUCUCCAGGCGCCGGCGUGGGCUGCAUUCUUCGCAUGGACGGCGCUUUCUCCCGCGACGCGGUCUCCACACGUGAAUCGACGACGCCAUACGGAUGUUUAUUCUACGCUGUUGGGAUUUCCGAUCAGUUAGACGUACGAGGACGUGCGCGAAUGCAAUACGAGAGUUGGUUUUCGCGAGGUGGACACGAGAAGCAGCGGACAAAUCAAAUACGCUGUUUACUCAAAGGCAUCUUACCCCAGUUUGCGUCAUGAUUAUGGAGAGAGGAGAUCGGG
Messenger RNA from Punctularia strigosozonata HHB-11173 SS5, 3281 nucleotides. Its product is annotated as Rgp1-domain-containing protein. Gene Ontology annotation, cellular component: Ric1-Rgp1 guanyl-nucleotide exchange factor complex; Golgi membrane. The transcript is spliced from 7 exons. Gene Ontology annotation, biological process: retrograde transport, endosome to Golgi. The record is from RefSeq and is a predicted model, not a curated record. Lineage: Eukaryota; Fungi; Basidiomycota; Agaricomycetes; Corticiales; Punctulariaceae. Bases 83 to 2839 code for a protein of 918 amino acids.